This is a messenger RNA of Suhomyces tanzawaensis NRRL Y-17324, 531 nucleotides long. RefSeq lists its product as uncharacterized. Lineage: Eukaryota; Fungi; Ascomycota; Pichiomycetes; Serinales; Debaryomycetaceae. Bases 1 to 531 code for a protein of 176 amino acids. The transcript has a single exon. The record is from RefSeq and is a predicted model, not a curated record.
AUGUUCAAGCUAGCCUCCCCCACCGCAGCCUCCAGGCCCUCGUGGGCUCGCCACUUCAGCCGCUACGCGCACAACGACCAGAUCUUUGUCCAUGCAACCCCCUCCAAAUCGCUCCAGUACUCGUUCUCGCCCCGCGCCAACGCCGUGCCUAUCGGCCACACCACUGCCAACGCCAGCUUGUCCCCCCACCUGUUCCAGGUCAACCCCAAGUUCGUGCAGUUGCUCCAGGCAACAAUCGCCGACCGCAUCCCCAACGACUUUACCUUCAUCAUGGAGGGAGGCGUCAAUGCCAACACCUUCAUGCCCAUCUACGACAUGAGAGAAACUCCUCGCUACGCCCGCACUCCCGAGAUCGAAAACGUCUUUGGCUACAUCCAGGUGGACGCCAACGGCAAAAUGGUGCCAGGAACCUACCAGGACAAUGUCAUGUACAGAGUGCUCAGUGGGACUGGUGGCUUGCCUAAGUUGAGUGAGUACUUGUACGAACAGGUGCAGGCCGAGUGCGAGGCCCAGAACGCGAACGCUCACUAA